Xiphophorus couchianus (Monterrey platyfish) is the source of this 13068-nucleotide messenger RNA. RefSeq lists its product as uncharacterized. Bases 1432 to 7050 code for a protein of 1872 amino acids. The transcript is spliced from 21 exons. Lineage: Eukaryota; Metazoa; Chordata; Actinopteri; Cyprinodontiformes; Poeciliidae. The record is from RefSeq and is a predicted model, not a curated record.
CCUCUGCUUCCUUGUGUGACCUCAGAGAGACAUCGGGUCAGAUAUCAGAAGGAGACCGGUCCGGUUCUGGCUCCUCCAGCGGUCCAGAUGUUCUGCAGAACAAAGCGGCCUUCAUCACCGCAUCAGAAACAGACGUACUCUACCUGACCCAGUGGUUCUGUUGCCUCAUGGAGCUGCACCUGGUUCUGAUGGGUUGGCUGGUUCUUCCUGUUGACGCCGCGUCUUUCUGGAUCAGAACCGGACGGUUCAGACCCAGCAGCAGUUUUUUAACACUUAAUAAUUGUGAUGUUUUUUAACAUCACAAUUAUUAAGUGACAGGACAAAAUUGGUUCAGGAUCCAGCAAAAUUCAACCAAUGAGACAUAAAAAUAAAGGAAAAUAUAUUUACGAUAAUAAAAGGACAAGAAGGAUGGGGGGUAAUCAAUAAGGGUUAAAUAAAAAUAUCUGAAUCAGAGAUUGAUCAGAAUCACUCAUAGAUUCUGAGUCCAGCUCCAUGACAGGAAGAUCAGUCAAUCCAAUGUGCAGGUAGGUUUUCAUACCUUAAAAAUGGUUGCCAUAUUUAAUAGUCUUACUUCUAUUCUGCAUCCAGUAGGUUAUUUUUUCUGGGGUCACAGUUUUGAUCUCACAAAGUCAUAGUUGAACUGGAAGGGGGGGGCGUCUGAUUUCCAUUUUGUUGUAGUAUAUUUCUUAGUAAUUGCCAGAAGGACUUCUGUGAGUUUCUUAUAAUUUGUCUUUAGAUUGGAGUUUGUGAGGUUCCCAAAUAAACAAUUUGAACUGUUAGAAUCGUGAUGCCAGGAGAUUCAGGAGCAGGAAGUCGGGCAACUUCAUCCCACUCAGGUCUGCUCAAACGGAACCAGAUAGAUUUAUUCAUCUCCACUGCAGCAGCAUUUUCACUGAAUCUGACUGAUACUGCGAGUGGAACCAGUUAAAUCAACCGGAGAUCAUUUUGACCCAUGUAAAAUUUACUGAAACCAGUAGCAUCAGUCUGGAGUCAGAGUGAGUAGUUUACAUCUGGGCUGAACCAGUUUGGAUCCAGUCUGAAUGAAUCUGAAACCAGUGUGAUCCAUUACUAGGGCAAACUGGACCGAGCUAAACGCUGAUUGGGGACAGUUUCCAAUUUAAGCAGAAGUUGAGCAGAGAACGGAACUGCGUUUCCUCGGUCGACCUGUGGGGGGCAGCAUCGCUCUUUUCCACUGAUUAUUCAUAAGAAGAAGAGACGUACCGGAGUGGUAGUGGAAUAAACUCUUAAAUAAACUUAAAUAUUUGACAUAUUCGUUGGUAGAAGCGGGAUUUUUUCGGACUGGGGGGUUAGAUAAGGAUGCUAAGCUAUUGUUCACGGUAGAGCGGCGGGUUAAGCGGCUGCAUUUCAGGUUUAAAGUCGGAUUGUUGUUAGUUAGCCUGCGGCUAACCUCCUCGGUGUCUCCCUGCCGAUAUGGGCCGUGGAGACGGACCCACCAGGGACAGGACUCCUCUCGGACCUCCAGGGGAAGACGUACCUCUUUUCGAGAUGGGGCCGCCGGGCUGGGGCCCUCCUCCACCAGGAGGUUGGGGACCUCCGCCUCCCGGUGGUUGGGGUCCACCGUCCCCAGAAGGAUGGGGUCCAAGAGGCCCUCCGCCUCCAGACUGGGACCUUAGGGGACCCCCUCCUCCGGAAUGGGGUCGCGCUUAUGACUGGGGCCCAAGAGGUCCCCCACCUCCUGAUUGGGAUCCAAGACUUCACCCACCCCCGGACUGGGACCCCAGAGGCCCCCCACCUCCUGACUGGGACCCCAGGGGCCCCCCUCCUCCAGGUUGGGACCCCAGAGGCCCCCCACUCCCUGACUGGGACCCCAGGGGCCCCCCUCCUCCAGCUUGGGGCCCAUAUCCUGAUGACUGGGUGCCUCCCCCAGACUGGCAGCGACCCCCGCACUGGAGAGGCUGGGGUCCGGAGUGUCCUGAUCCAUGGGGUCCGGGGGCCGUCUCAUCUGUCCCUCCUGUUCCACCGGUCCCACCGGUCCUUCCACCCGGUCUACCCCCACCCGGUCUACCCCCGCCCGGUCUACCCCCUCCCGCUCCUAUUGGGAUCCCCCCUCCAGACCCUGCGGCCGUCCCGCCCGUCCCUCCUCUGGGCUGCAUGCCUCCAUUUGGGUUCCCGCCCCCCUUCCAGGCACCGGUCUGGACCGCGGAGCCAGUGGCGGAGGAGCCGAUGCCCAACCCGCCGCCUGACCAACCGGAGUGGAUCAAGGCUCUUAUUUCUGCUCCACCUGGUGACUCGACUCCAGCCGAGACUAAAAAAGACUCUGAAGCUCCCGCCGUCACCAAGGUCGCGCCCCCUGACCCUGCCCCGGCUGCCGCCCCCACACCUCCUGCCGCCCCGAAGCCUGAGCCCAGGUACACGGCCAAGGCGCUGGGGCUGCUAGGAAAGCGAACCUUCGAGAGGCCUCCACCCGGCAGAUCCACAGGGAUCAUCUCCUUCGUCGGGCCAACGUUCGGUUCCAUCGAGAGGGAAGACCUGGAGAAGUUCCAGUUCAGCUUCGAUGUCUUCUUUGGGAACCCCAACGCCCUGACGCCCGGCGUCCGGGUCCACUUCACAGCCUGCAAGGAGAAGAACCGGGCCGUGGCCACGGAUGUGAAAGUGGCUCCGGGGGGAACGGAGAACGUGGACCCGGAGAUCUACGAAGCCGUGGUCAGCCAGGCCAUUGAGGAGCCGCAGCCCGGCGACCGGCAGUACCCCGGCCAGGUGCACGUGACCCUGGGCAUGGUGCGGACCAACCUGGCGUUUGAGAGGAAGGACAGCACCGUGACGCUGCUGAAGGACGAUCAGGUGCUCAUCAACGUUCUGACUGACAUCGUCACGGAGAAACGGCGAGCCACCAACAUCAGACCCAAGAUCCCUGCCACCUUCGGCUCCACCAGGGAGACCAGGGAGAAGGGCAUCAUUGUCAGUCUGAAGGAAAACGAAGGCGUCAUUCAGUCAGAAGAACACGGGGAGCUUCAGUUUGAGACCAGAGAGAACUUGAGUGAUGUGGACUUCACCGAGGAGGACAUCAAUGAGGAGGUGGAGUUCACUGUCCUGCCGCUGAGAGGGGGGAAGCGGGCCGUCAGGAUCAAACGAGUCAAAGAGCCCCUCCUCCUGACGCUCUGUGGUGCCUCUUGCUCCGCCCCCGAGGAACUGGAGAGAACCAAUGGGGAGAAGGUCUCUGUGGGCCCCAACCGGACAACGUCCAAGUCCAGGGAGGAGUUGGAGCCUCACAUGGUGCUGGACUCUGAGCUCUACGAAGGCAUCGUCAGCCAGACCAUCAUCGAGCCCAAGGAGGACGUUCCCGGAUAUCCGGGUCAGAUCGUCGCCAACAUCGGCCCCCUCAGGACCAACGUAACCUUUGACCACCGGGACUGUUCGGUGACUCUGCUGAAGAACGACCACGUCCUGAUCAACCUGCUGAUCAACACCUUGACCAACAAGAGGCGGGCCGCCAACAUCCGGCCCAAAAUCCCCUUCACCUUCCGCUACACCAAGGAGGUCCGCGAGCAGGGAACCAUCGCCUCGCUCAGAGACAAGGAGGGGCUCGUCAGCUCCACCAAGCACGGCAACUUGCCCUUUGACCUCUGUGAAAACUUCAGCGAUGCAGAAUUCGACUCUGACGAUGUGGGGAAAGACGUGGAGUUCACAGUGACCACGGAGAAAGCCCAGGUCAGAGCGAUCCGGCUGAGGAGGAUGAGGAGGAGCAAGGCGGCCGAAGACAAGAUCCUGCAGGAGCAGAAAACCCGCGAGCUGGAGGAGCGCCAGAGGAGGGAGGAGGACCGCAGGCAGGAGGAGGAGGCAGAGAGGAGGAGGAAAGAGGAGGCGGCUGCUGCUCUGGCAGCGGCCAAAGACAAGUGGACUCCGUUCGGCUUCAGGUACAGAAUCGCCGACUCCAUGCUGGAGGUCAGCAGGGAGCGCUUCCAGGGCACCGUGCUCAAAGCCAUCUGCAGGAGCCCUCCCAAGGAGCCGAGGGAGGAGCAGGAGGAGACACAGGAGGCAGAUGUGAAGGAGGAGGAGAUGGUGGUGAAGGAGACAAAGCCGGUGCAGGAGGAGAAAAGAGGCAUUGAGCAGGUCAAGCAGGAGGAAACGGAGGACGGCGAGCAGCAGGAGGCGACGGGACCGAUUGGGAGGAAGGAGAUAACGCAGGAGGAGGAGCAGCAGAUCGGGGCCCCCAGCCCGCCGGCCCCCGAGGUGGGUCGGCUGGUGAUGACCGUGGACGGCCGGCAGAAGCAACUGACCUUUGGCCCCAAUGACCUGCUGACCCUGGCCACCAUGCUGGUGGGAGACAAGGUCCGCUUCAGCCUGGCCACGCACCGCCUCACCAAGGAGGAGCGCGCCACCUUCAUUGAGAUCCUCCCCGACUCCUUCGAGGAGUCCACGGAGCAGCGGAUGCACGGCAUUGUGAUCGAAUUCUCUGAGGACUCUGGACUCAUCAAGUGUUCGGAGAACCCUCAGCUGUUCUUCAAAAUGUCCGAGGUGGUGGAGAAGAAGAAGCUGGAGCUGAACGAGAAGGUGGAGUUCAGCGUCGUCCCGCAUCCAACAGCAGACGGAGGGAAGCAGGCCAUCAGGCUCAAACGCUUCACGGAGAAAGUUUUUCUCCCGGUUCGCAAACUGAGCGGUGUCGGAGCAACCAAAGGGAAGAUGACCAUCAAGUUGGCAAAACCUCCAGACGGAGCUGAAAACCAGAAACCAGAGGCAGACAAACAGAAGGCCGUGUUUAAAACGAUAAAGAAGGACACCAGCAUCUCCCGCCACAAGUACCGUCGCAGCCGGAGUAAGGAGAGGAGCAAAAGUCGGAGUCCAUCCAAAGAUCAAUUUGGCCGCGUGGCGAAAAAGAGACACAGCACGAGUGUCGAACGAGAACGCAGCAGCAGAUACAGACGAAGCCGAGAGAGGUCGAGCAGGCGCAGCCGGAGCCGCAGCGGCAGCCGCAGCAGAAGCCGCAGCGGAAGUCGCAGCAGAAGCCGCAGUAGAGAGAAAAGCUCCAGGAAGAGGAGCAGGUCCAGCAAAGAGCACGAGGACAGCCACCGCAGAAGGCCGAGCCCGCCGCCACGGCGAGGCGCGGUGGUAGAUACCGAGCUGGCAAGGAAGAAACGAGAGCUGGAGGAGCUUAACGAGAUGAUCGCCUAUAAGAAGUCUCUGGUUGACCCCAGGGGGCUGGAGCCUGGAGGCAGGACCUGCAUCGACUACGACCACGGCAGGAUCAGCAUGCCUCGCUCAAUUCUCAAGAAGCGCCCAGAAGAACCAGAUUACAUCCGGCCUCCCUAUGAUGACCCCUACUAUGACCGCCCGUACGGUCCGUUCCCAGGCCGCUGCUACGGCGAGCCCUACAGCGACCCGUACCCUCACCCGUAUGCAGACCGGCCAUACGCAGACCGACCGUACGACAGCCGUCUCUAUGGCGACCCUCCCUAUGGCGGAGCCCCUUCUUCCAGCCAUCGCUACACUGAUCGGUAUGACGUGUACAAUGAGCAUUACGACAGUCACUUCUAUGACCCCGCGUACAGGGAACGUCCCUACGAUCCUUACCCACCAGUAAAACGAAGUAGAUCUCCAGAACCUCGUGUCUCUUCCCCACCUAGCCAAGAUGCUAACAUCUCUGCUAAAUCCUUGACUCACUCAGUCUCCACUUUCAGACCUCCGUCUCCCAUCGACUCUCCUCCAAAAACACCUUCUCCCAAACGAAAGUUCACAACUCCCCCGCAGUCCCCUCCGGCUCAGAAACCCCCUCUGCACCGAUUCCUUGACAUGCUCAACAAGAAGACGGUUGCUGAGAAGACCUCGGAACCGUUGGAUGUUACAGACGACCUCCUGCCUCAUGAGCGAGCCCUUCAGGAUGGCAAAGGCUUCUCUAGUAUUGUAGGUAUGGCUCAAGAGCGCCCCAGCAGCAGUCUGGUCCAUGAAGUGGAGAUCAAGCAACCAAACUCCAAACAACCCUCUGUGGAGAAAAUGGGUGAUGGUCAGAAUCCAGAACCCUAUGAUAAGAUACAAAGUCUGCUGCGUUCAAUUGGCCUCAAGCUGAGCUCUGGAGAGGUUUCCAAACUGGCCAGUAAAGCUCAGGAGAAAACCUUGAGCUUCAAGUCGUCAUCGAUGGAAAGAGAGACGUUUCCUAAGGAAGAGUUGCGGAGCGGCAGGACUGGUUCUGUGGAAAUGGAUCAUAUCCAUUCUCCCUCUCCUGCCAGAUCUUCCAGCAUUGAACCGCUCAGCAAUCUGAAGCCGGUCGUUUCGGAGUACGAGAAAUUCUUUGACCAACAUGAGUUUGAAGAGCAAAAGAAGGCGCAACAUCUGCAGAGCCAUACCAAGAUGACAGGGAGCACACCACCCACCGUUUCCUCUCCAAAGCCUCCUCCGGGGCCGCCUCCUGCCCACUACCAGCACCCAACCCCCCCACUCAACUGGCCUCUUGGUAUCACCACCACAUCCCACGGCCCUGAUGCCCCAGCUGCAGCCGCCCAGCCCCAUCCCAGGCUGCUGCGCCCCCCAGGCCCUCCACCAGGGCCUCCUCCACGGCGCCAGGCACAGCACCUUCCUGGCCCUCCGCCCCAGCGCCCAGCUGGACUGCCUCCUUUCACGACAGCCUCCACUCAUACGGUUCUUCCAUUCAUUGGCCAAGCCAGUCCUGCUUCAGCUGCCAGUGGAGCCACCUCCUUACAGCCCACACCCACUCCCACCGUGACACCAGUAACCUCAAGUCCUUCAAGCUGCGACCAGUCGCCCAUGUCUACCACGGUGGUGCGCUGCUUGAACUUGAUUGAGACUGUGAAGUCUCUGAGCACCCCGCCACCACCCAAACCUGUUAAAUCUGUCCAGUUCAGCUUACCCUCAGUGUCGUUCAGCAGCUCGCCGCCCUCACUGGAGACGGACGACGACAUCAAGGCCAAGCAGAAGGAGAAGCUGGAUUUGUAUAAUCAGAGGCUUCUGGAGAAGAGGGAACAGGAGUACAAAGAGAGGCUUACCCUCAGGAGACAAGGAGAGAGGAGCAAAGAGGGUCCGCCAGUCCCGGCAGACUUCAGUCAUCCAGGUUCUUCCAAGAAGGCCCGAUGUAACUGACACGUCUGUCUUCAGACAUGCUCAGGUCAUUCACAAGAUGUCAAGUUUAGACACCCUUCAUUGGGUGAGUUUAUGUAAACAUGACUUUAGCAAGGUCCAAGUCAAGAAACCAGAUUAUUACAGACAUGGAUUUGUGUAACCAUGCCCACAUUACCUAAACAUGUCUGUUAGCACGAUUCUGCCGCAGCAGUAGAAUUUUUACAUUUACGGGUAUGUGGUUGUUUUCCAUCUAUGAGAGACCAAGAGAUUUUUGCAUGCAUGUACAGCUCUACAUGACUUCAAUGCCUGGAACAUGAGCAAAGCGUCUGUUCAAGCUCAUGGAGCCACAGACUUGUGGCUAAGACGAUGGUCAGCAAGUCGUUAGCUGGAUCUAAUGCGUCGUCUCUUCGAGCAAGCAAAGAAGCCGACUGCGAGCUCAACUCUACAAAUAAAGUGCUCUGUUCCUCUGCACCUGGUGACCCACUGGUCAAUAAGGAAGGAAUCAGACUUCAGAUUAACGUUUAAUAGAAAUGAGGAGAUCCAGUGUGUUGGGUGUAAAACUUGGUUCCAGUUACCCCAUCUUUCAAACUGACAAUAUUCAGAAGUCGGCUAUAGAAACUUAAUUCAGGAAGGUUUUUUUCGUGUCAAGCUAAACCUCAAACAGCUAGUCACUGAGGUGCAGAUGGACUGUUUUUAGCUAGAUGUUAUUUCAAGCAGAAGUUCGCUCCAUGGUCACUGUAGGCACAUCCUUCAACUUCUACAAGCUGAUACUGAGGAUGGAACAUGUUCGUGUCAUUAAGACGUUUCAUCGGUGACCUUCUUUUUCAGGUUAGGACCUUGGUGAAGAUAGACUAACGAUGCCCUGACCUGCUCCCAGGUUAUCCACUCCAUUCCCAUCAAGGCUUUUAAGUGAUUGGUAUGGGAUUCCCUGCUGAGCCCCAGUAUCUGUGCUGGUCUGUGAUUAUGUCAUCUGCAUCACUACAGAGAGCUUCAGCCAGUUGUUACAAACCGCGGCCGACUUCUGGUGCGAGUCAGUGUGACGGGCUUUGCACAUGAUUUCAUUGAUCUGACAAAGUUGGAGUUUCUCCAGUAGUGGAUACCUGCCGCUAAUUUGCUAAUAGCAGAACUUAUUUGUCAUUUAGUGCUUUAGUGUUUUUGCUAACUUUGAAAACAUUUAUUUCCAGGUUUUGAAAUGUUAAUUUACUUGCCUGUUUUGUAAACUUUAAGUUAAAGUUUGACAUCUGUGUUGACAUUUAGUUAUUGACUGCUGUUAGCAUGUAGCAUUACAGUUAACAGUUUAAAAUCUUCUGAUGUCCUGUUUAGACUCUGCUAAAUAUGGUGUUGGUAUAGCUCUUUAGCAUUAGCUUCCGUUAAUUACAGUGUUGAUAUAACGCUUUAGCAUUAGCGGAACUAAUAUUAGUGCUUUUUGGUUAGUGCAACAAGCUUUCUAGUUAGCGGUGCCCACCAUUGAGCUUCUCCAACAAUUAGCAUCUUUCAUAAUGUUCCAUAAUGCCAACAGACUGUAUCAGGCCCUGUGGCUCCUGAUCUGACUGUGUAGGAGAGAGAAUAACUCAUUAAUAAGGACGACCCUGUAAAAGUUGGGGACCAUGGUCUGGUUUUCACUGCAGCUGCUGCGGUCCGUUACAUCCAGCAGUUCCUCCAUGCUAGCUUCAUCUACCAAAGCACCAGCUGGCUAACUCUAAGGUGGGCAGAUGGGCCGCAUCGAGCUUGGACGUUUUCAGGGUUGCCCACCAGCGGUGACUGAGUGCAGACACUUCUGAUGAUCUCCCUGAAUGUAAUGUUUGAUGCGCACCGAAUCAGAAACAAACCCUCGGCUUUGACCAGGAUCAUUUCUGCAGAAAAAAGAUCUCGUCGUCAUCUUCCCGCAGCUUUAAUCAUUUUGGGACCUCAGCGUUUCGUUGCUCUCUGUAGCACUCUGUGUGCUACCAACCGGUCAUGACGCUUACCACAGGGAGAAUCUCGGAGCGAAAUGCGGUUGAUGUUUUAGGCUGAAGAUGUGCUCCAGGACUUGGUGAGGCCUGGAGGGCAGCAUGGCUUUUUGUAGACAUGGCUUUAUGAGUGCAGGGUUCAGUCAGAUAACUAGGGAUGCUCACUUAGAGCGAGCUAGUUGUUGGUCACCUGCUGUUACUUUCUCAACAUUGCAGAGUAAGGCUAAGAGCAGAAAGCUACAUGUGAAUAUUAGCAUCACCUGUUAGAGUAAUUCAUCACUUGCAGCUUAGAUAUCACUGACUUUCUGGUAAACAUUAGAAGCUAAAGCUAAAUCAGAUUUAUGAAGGGCUUAAGUCUGUUUGAAUUAAAGAACCUGAUGUAUUUCUGGGUCGGAUCUGUUCAUUCUUAACAUAAAAGCCAUGUUGAUAAAAGCCUUGGGGGUUCCUGCGGUCCCUGCUCUUCAUGUUUUCACCGGAUGUUGCGUUUUGUUCGUGGUGCGUCUUUCAGACAGGUGCUAGUAAAGCCCAUCCGGGUAAGUUCACUUCGGUUCUGUUUUCUUCAACCAUCCAGCAAGACGUUGCACCAAAACAUCUUUAGUCUUUAUAAAGCUGAUGAACAGUAAGUAAAACCCACCAGACUGUAUUAAGGGUCGUGGUAAUUUGUUCUGUCCGUUAGAUUUAAUUCAGUUUCUGUAUCAGGUGGAAAAUGUGUAGAUGCUAAAAGCCUUAAUUUGUGGAAAAGGCUGAACAAGUGACAUGUCUCUGCUGUACUCCUCCUUUCUAAACGUUUAGUUUCAUAUUUAGAGAUUUGACCCGCCUUUGUGCCGCAGAACCAGCCAACAGAACCAUAUCGAUUUAAGAGUCUUUAUGCUAGAAGUAUCAGUUAGCUGUAAUGUUGAGUAGUUUGAGAUAAAAGUGUGUAGAUUUUCACCAGGAUCUUCUUCUCUACAGCUAUAAUUCACUGUAAUUGAAAUAGAAAGUUUUAUCUGUAUUUUUCAAACAGACCAUAGUUAUCAGAAUAAGUCAGGAUCUCGGUUGAUUGUCGUCGGCGUUCCCGUCGGUACAGCCGCUAGUCUGAUAUCACCUCAGGUUAAACUAACCUUUAUUAAAAAGGUUUUCCUAACUUUGUGACUUUAUAAGUCUGCAACUUUUCCAUGUUGUGCUGAGAAUUUCUAUUGUUUGCAUCCUCAGGUUGAGCGUCCACAUUCCCAGUUUAGACCAGACUGGUCCAGUAUGGAGUUUAGCAACUGAAAUGAAAAUCUGUUCACAGUGAUGAACAGAGGCAGCAUUUAAACACAGACCCAUCUAAUGGUUUUCUGUCUUUUCUCUUCAGGCUGGUAGACUUUAAUAGAAACUUUGUUUGGUCCAGAAGGCGUUAAACUAACCCACAGACUGGAGAAAGGAAAAUUCAUGCCAGUGUUUUGGGGAUUUGGUGUCAUGGGGCCAGAUGUUAGUGAACCUCUACUUCACUGUGUUGAGAUCGGUUCCUGUUUCUACUUCAUGGAUGGAUCCUUGGGCCGCGCUGAGAGGAAGGAACCUUGGCAGGAGUCGGUCCUUAGACCUCCUUAGCAGGGGUCUUGGAAAGUUUCCGAAGUUUAGUCGGCCGCCCUCUGUGGCGCUCAGCUGAUUUUGACGUUCCGGUGGGGUCCGUCCUCCAGCACCCAGCUCUCUGACGACGGAUUGGCCCUCCGAAGCCGCUGGGCCCGAACUGAACCCGAAUGCAGGCUGCUCUGAGACCAGGGUGGAUUUUACAUUUAUUGACAUGAAGAACUCCCUGCUUGAUGACAUUACCCCCAAAUCCUCUUUUCUGAAUCGAUUAAAACCCGGGGCAUUUCCUGAACAAUGAACAUUAAACAAAUGACACCUUUAGGUACAGACCUGAGCACAGCUUGUUCACUGACGCAUCCUAGGUCUAAAGUUGCUCUUUUGGUUAGAUAGCUAAUAGAAGUUCAUUUCAGUUCUACAAACAAAGUACUGGACCACGAGCAAACCGUCAGAGCCAGAUGAGGAGGAGCAGACUCAUUUAUUGGCAAAGAAACUCGUUGUGCUGAACCUUUAGACAUUAAAACGUGAUGUUCUUCAUGGUUGCUUGACUUUUUGCGCGUCACAUUUCAACGUCUGAACUUUACCUGAAGGAUGUGGAGCCAAUCUAGAGACGGCAGUAAAAGUCUCGCGGUGCUUUUCCGUAUUUGCGGGAUUAUUUGAAGGUUUCAUAACUUGAUUAAAAUGACAAACUUUGCUGGGUGACGUUUUUUCUUGACGGUUAAAGGUAGGUGACUGUUUUGAUCUCUUAAGCUAAAGUAAUACUUUUACUCUAAACUUGAAGCUGUGAAACAUUGAAACCUCUUUACAUUCAUUACUCAACAUUUUUUUCACAUUAGAAGCUGUAGUGUUGAGGAUUUAAAAUAAAAUCUCUUUAUGUAGUAAAUAUUAUUUACAUAGAAAUGUUUUGUAUGAGCUAGUGACUUUUAACCUGUAGAAACAGAUCAGGAGAAAACAUUCAACAGUUUAGACAGGAAACCCUGCAGGUUUUCUCAGUUUCCUGAACUCAAGACGCCAAAUCGAAACGAUUGGUCCCUUAUCUCAAAUCGAAACGAUUGGUCCCUUAUCUCAAAUCGAAACGAUUGGUCCCUUAUCUCAAAUCGAAACGAUCGGUCCCUUAUCUCAAAUCGAAACGAUCGGUCCCUUAUCUCAAAUCGAAACGAUCGGUCCCUUAUCUCAAAUCGAAACGAUUGGUCCCUUAUCUCAAAUCGAAAUGAUCGGUCCCUUAUCUCAAAUCGAAACGAUCGGUCCCUUAUCUCAAAUCGAAACGAUCGGUCCCUUAUCUCAAAUCGAAACGAUCGGUCCCUUAUCUCAAAUCGAAACGAUCGGUCCCUUAUCUCAAAUCGAAACGAUCGGUCCCUUAUCUCAAAUCGAAACGAUCGGUCCCUUAUCUCAAAUCGAAACGAUCGGUCCCUUAUCUCAAAUCGAAACGAUUGGUCCCUUAUCUCAAAUCGAAACGAUCGGUCCCUUAUCUCAAAUCGAAACGAUCGGUCUGUUAUCUGGCCUUGGUAGAAGUUGAUGCCAUGCUGGAGCAGGGAUGGGCAGUUGCAGUACUGUCUGUUAGCAUAAAAUAAUUUUGAUUCUUGCAUAAAUUUUGAUUUAUUUUAGUUUAUGACCAACUCAUCAGUACGUUUGCAAACCUGAAAACUAAAAAGUAUUGUUGGUAUUUUUAGUUUUUUCUGUUUGUGGAGCUUCACCUGCAGUAACAUUCAGUCGCAGCCAGAAACACUGGAAGGGUUUUAAAUACAGUUAGCGUUGGCCUUAUCGCUAUAAAUGCCAAAACAUCAGGGGCCUCAUGUAUCAAACACUGCGCAGUUUUCACACUAAAGCUCGGACAGAUUUAGAAAAAAAACUCCCGAUGCAUGAAGCCGAGCCGCCGUUCCUUUAUUCAUCCUGAUUUGGGGGAAACAGAGCAGCUGCUGCUCCGCCUGUCGCCUCCAUAAAUACAUAUUAAUGUAAAUUGUAUAAAUACCAGGAAGUUGCCAUGUGAAGCCGUAACCAUGGCAAUGCCCUUGUUUGUAGCAGAAUAAGUAUCUAUAAUAAUAAUAAUAUAGUUUAUUUACAAGUUGCUUUCAGGGCACAAAGGUCACCUCACAAAAAUCAAACUAAUACAUUUUAAAGAAACAAACUCCAAAUGAAUCCUAAAGAUCUCAGAGCAGCAGAGCGUUCAGCCGGGAUUUCAACGUUUCUUCUGAAUCCAGGAAUCAGGAGCAGAAGUUACAUUUACAGAGUCCAGAUGAUUUCUGGCUCCACUGGAGGACGGCUGCAGCUGGACCGGUACCGGUACCGGUACCUGCUUUAAGUUCUGCUCAGAGCUCCAGGAUGAUCAGUCUGGAUGAAUCUAAACGAUCAGAAACCAGCAGAUCAAUCUGAUCUCUGAUCAAUGGCUCCAUGUUCUCCAUCAGAGCCAAAGCUCCUCAGGUAGCGGCUCACCUUGAUGCAGCUACUGAUAUACCUGGGAUUGUCUCCACACCUGAUCACCUUCAAUAAUCAAACUGUUUGAUCAGCCCUGGUUUCUCUCUAGUGAGAAUAAAUAGAUGCAUUCAGA